Molecule: messenger RNA, 3994 nt
Organism: Carya illinoinensis
Lineage: Eukaryota; Viridiplantae; Streptophyta; Magnoliopsida; Fagales; Juglandaceae
Product: TMV resistance protein N-like
Exons: 6
Coding region: 63-3665 (1200 amino acids)
Biological process (GO): signal transduction; defense response
Molecular function (GO): ADP binding
Source: RefSeq, a predicted model, not a curated record
AGCCCCAUGUCCAAUAUUUAUGUGCGAUAAGGAUAGGUAGAACUCAAGGCAUUGCAAACACAAUGACUUCUUCCAUGUCCUUCCUUGGACUCUCUUCUUCCUCCUCUUCUACUGUUAGCUCUCCGUGGUUUUAUGAUGUAGUCUUAAGUUUUAGAGGAGAAGAUACUCGCAAUACUUUUAUUGCCCAUCUCCACCAUGCUUUGCUUCAAAAUGGCAUCCACACCUACAUAGAUGAGGACGAGCUUAGAAGAGGUGAUGAAAUCUCACCUGCACUUCUCCAAGCUAUUGAAAAUUCCCGGCUUUCAAUUAUCGUGCUCUCAGAAAACUAUGCAUCAUCUACUUGGUGCUUGGAUGAAUUGCUCAACAUUCUCAAUUGCAAGGAAACAAAGCAACAAAUAGUUUUACCUAUAUUUUACCAUGUAAAUCCAUCGGAUGUACGAAAUCAAAGAGGUAGUUUUGGAGAAGCUUUGGCUGUAUGUGUAGGAAAAUUCAACGAAGAUGUAAAGAAGGUGGAAAGGUGGAAGGCAGCCCUACAAGAAGUGGCCAAUUUGGCUGGAUACGAGUUGGAAAAUGGGAAUGAAUCAAAAUUCAUCCAAGAAAUCGUUCAAGAGGUCUCUAGAAUAGUAAAUUAUUCAUAUCUAAACGUCGCAAAAUAUCUAGUUGGGAUGGAGUCUCGAGUGCAAGACAUUGAUUUGCUUUUAAGUAUCGGGAUGAAUGACAUACGCAUGGUGGGAAUAUUUGGAGUUGGAGGAAUUGGUAAGACAACUAUUGCCAAAAAGAUCUAUAACUCAAUUUUUUCACAAUUUGAUGGUCAUUGUUUCUUGACAAAUGUUAGAGAAACUUCAAACCAAGUGGGUGGUCUGGUCCAAAUGCAGAAUACACUCCUUAAUGAGAUUCUAAAAGCCUCUAAAUGUUUUGAUGUUCAUAAUGUGGAUAGAGGAGUUUAUGAGUUGAAGCGCAAACUUUGCUCUAGAAGGGUUCUCUUAAUUCUUGAUGAUGUGGAUAAGUUAGUCCAGCUAGAAACAUUAGCUGGAGCUCGUGAUUGGUUUGGUUUAGGAAGUAAAAUCAUCAUAACAACAAGAGAUCAGAAUUUAUUACAUAACCAUAAGGUUGAUUCAAAAUAUGAAGUAAAGAGAUUGGACCAUAAUGAAGCUCUUGAGCUCCUUAGUUGGCAUGCUUUUGAGGAAGAUAAACCUAUGGAAGAUUAUGUGGAACUCUCUAAGCAAGUAAUAUCAUAUGCUGAGGGCCUUCCACUAGCUUUAACAGUGCUAGGCUCAGAUCUAAGGGGUCAAAGUAUAAAUCAAUGGAGAAGUGUAUUGAACAAGUAUAAAAGAAUUCCCAGCAAAAAUAUUCAAGAAGUACUCUGUAUAAGUUACGAUGGAUUGGAUGAUAAUGAGAAGGAGAUUUUCCUCGAUAUUGCCUUUUUUUUCAAAGGACAACACAUGGAUUAUGUCGUUAAAAUAUUAGAUAGUUGUGGUUUCUCUCCAGACAAUGGUAUCAAAAGGCUUAUAGAUAAGUGUCUUAUAACAAUUACUAUUCACAAUACCUUGUGGAUGCAUGACUUGCUACAAGAUAUGGGCAAAGAAAUUGUUCAAAAGGAAUCAUGCAAAGAACCAGGCACACGUAGUAGAUUAUGGUUUCACGAAGAUGUUCGCUAUGUACUAGAGGAAAAUGCAGGAACAAACAAUGUUGAGGGGAUAAAAGUGGUUCUGCCUAAGGGCGAUGAUCAUGACAUGAUAUGCUUGAGUCCCAAAUCGUUUGCAAAGAUGAAAAGACUCAAAUUUUUUAUAAGCCGUGGUGCACGCUUUUCUGGAAGAUCACUUGAUUAUCUUUCUAAUGAAUUAAGAGUGCUUGAUUGGUCAAACUGUCCUUUACAAUCUUUGCCAUCCAAUUUUCGUGGAGAGAAGCUCAUUGAUUUUCAACUGUAUGGAGGCCGCAUCAAGGACAUUAGCGGCCAAUUUAAGAACUUGACGAUAAUGAAAUUUUCUGAGUGCAAGUUCUUAACCAAAAUCUCGAAUCUUUCAAGUUGCUCAAAUUUACAAGAAUUGGAUAUUUUGGGUUGUGAAAAUUUAGUCGAAGUUCAUGAUUCUGUUGGAUUCCUGGAUAAGCUUGUUCGUUUGCGUCUUUAUCACUGCUCCAACCUAAAGAGUUUUCCAAGGCAUCUCAAGUUGAGAUCUCUACAAGUCCUUACACUUCAUGGUUGCUCUAAACUUCAAAAAUUUCCAGAAAUCAAGUGUAAAAUGGAAUAUUUAUGUUUCAUCUCAUUAUUGGGUAGUGCAAUAAAAGAAUUGCCUUCAUCCAUUGGGUACCUCACUCCUGCGCUUAAAGAGUUAUUUCUGCCUGGACAAUGCACAAAACUUAUGCAUCUCCCUAGUAGCAUUCAUCAGUUGCAAAAUCUGACGGUGCUUUGUCACAGUUACUGUGUUGGAUGCUUAACUGGGAUUGAACGUUUAUCUCUCGAUAAGUAUACAAAUCUUGCAAAAGAAGAAAUAAGUUUAUCCAUUAGGUACCAGAGUAAGCCUCAACAUUUGCACCUAAUAACAUCCAGAAUGAUUAAGAGGUCUGAACCCGAAUCAAGUGCUGAAUUACUCCCGAUGCCGGUUUCUAAUUGGUACCUUGACGACUUUUCAUUUUAUUGCACAUCCACUUUGCAAGAGUUAGAUCUAUCCUGGUGUGAUAUUGUCAGCCUUCCUUCAGGCAUCGAAAGCUAUUUAGAAUUGAGGAUACUCAAAUUGCGGCAUUGCGAGAAACUUCAAGAAAUUCUACUUCUUCCACCAAAUAUACAAGAGCUAUAUGCUAGUGAGUGUUUCUCCUUGGAAAGAUUUCUAGAAGUAUCAACAAAAUUUCAAUUCUAUACAUCAUGUGUCUUGCGAGAGCUAAGAUGGAUUGAUUUGUCCGGUUGCCAUCAAUUGGUUGCAAAUAUAGGGAGUCAGGCGCCAAAUCCUACAUUUGUUGAGGAACAUAUUCAGGACCAUUCAUGUGGUAUUAUAUUUCCAGGGAAUAAGAUUCCAUAUUGGUUUAGCCAUACUAAGGAGCCUUCAAAUAGAGAUUUGUGCGAAUUAGAUAUUAAUGGACCCUUUUAUUUGGAUGAAAUCAUAGGAAUUGUUUUUUGUGCUGUUCUUGGAUCCAACACGGAUGACUCCCCCUCCGGUAUUCGUGUUUCUAUAAACGGUAACAUGCUUGUAGAAGCAAAUCUUGAAUUAUUAGGAGACUGGAAUCAUGUAUAUCUAAAUUACUCAUUUCCAGAAUGUAUCGAGCAAUGGCUACGAUACCCAACAGGAGACAAUCUGAGGUUUAUAUUUGAUAGCAAUGAAGAAGCUGCAGGGAUUUUUAAAAGUUGUGGAGUUCACAUAAUCUAUAAGCAUGGAGAGAAUGAGAGUUUAAUUGUUGGGGAGUGCUCAGUAGAUUCAUCGAAUGGUAUCAAACUUUGUAAGAGACGCCAAAAUGAUGAAGACCACAACUUGGAAUUCAGUGGGUAUCCACAACACAAGAUGCGCUCUCAAAACUUGAGCAAUUCAAAUGUGGUUGUCGAUUUUGCAGAUGUUGAUACUGAUUUCGCAGUAGUAGAAGAAGGGUCUGAGGGAAGUUUAAAAGAAGAAGAAGUAUUUGCCUCUAGAUCUGCAUCCCAAGAAGGCCAGGCCAAUUCAGAGAAGCUGGCUUACUAGGCACUAGCUUUGCAGGUGAAUUCUACUUUUGAUCAGUUGGCUGAAGGUGCUGAAUUUGAAGUUAGGAUUUGGAGCGCAAACGAAACCAUAACUUGUGUUCUUAGUCAGGACUGGAUGAACCAUUAAACAGCAGAGGCGAUAUGCUGAAAUUGAGUUCACUUUAUUGUUUUAAAAAAAAAUCAAUUUAUAUAUGUACAAAUGUGUAUGAUACAUGGCUUAAGAAUGGUUGUUGUUCUUCUUUCUUUCUCCGACUUCUCUAUAAUUGAGCCUCUCUGGGGAAUGGUACUUACACGUACAGAGAGCUAGGGGUGACGCCUUUCAAGGAGCUU